AUGACCACCGAAAAUGGUGAAAUUCGCCGUCCAACAAUUGCAGACCGAGAGGAUGAAUAUCGCUCGCGCCGUCGAUUACUAAUGAUUUCUCCAGCAAGAGUUGACCCUUUUGCCGAUGGCGAUCAAACACCGGACCAUCGUCUGUCAACGUACAAAGACAUUAUGCUUAACCAGCAGCUCAGUAAAGAGCAACGGGCGUUGCAAGCAGAAAUAGCUGAAAGAGGCAAAAGCGGAACAUUAAGGAUGGACUCAGAUGUACCUACUAAAAGACGUAGAUGGGAUCAACCUACUACGGAUGUCAACGGUACCAAGAAUGACGCACCAACCCCUGCUGCCACCCCAGUGACACCUUCGAAGCGAUGGGGCGACGAUGCACUCACUCCUUCACGCCCACCUGCUACACCUGGAGGAGCCUCGACACCAGGAAGUCGGUCGCAGUGGGAUGAUACUCCUGGUAGAGCAAAAGAUCCCGGCGCAACUCCUGGACAAAGCGUUCGACAGUGGUCGGAAACUCCACAUUUUGCAGCAACUCCAGGUCGUGAAACUGCUGCAUCGGCUUUUGGUGGGACACCUAGCGCCAGACGCAAUCGGUGGGAUGAGACUCCUCAUACUGAGAGAUACGGUGCUGAUACUCCCGGUCACGGUUCCACCCCGUCAAGUAUUGCUGCAGCGGCUGCGAUCUCAGUUAAGCGUAGAUCGAGAUGGGAUGAAACACCGUUAAAAGCGGGAUCAACUCCUGGUGGACUAACACCAUCCCAAACUCCAGGUGGCUUCACACCUUCAAGUGCUUUGGGGGGAGUAACACCAGGUGGCACUCCUGGUGGUUUUAAUGCAGCCAGCGCUUUUACUCCUUCUGGAACCACACCAACAGGUCUACGCGCUAUGGCAAUGGCGACACCAAACUUCGGAUCGGCUGCUAUAACAAUACCAGGGGCGGGAAUCCCAAUGACCCCCGAACAGUUACAAGUGUACGCUUGGCAGAAGGAAAUCGAUGAUCGAAACAGGCCACUAACUGAUGAAGAUUUGGAUGAAUUACUACCACCAGGCUACAAAAUUAUGCCACCGCCUGCCGGUUAUGUCCCAAUCAGGACACCUGCUCACCGGUUAGUAGCAACGCCUACUCCGAUGAUCGGUGGUACUCCAAUGGGCUUUAGAAUCGGCACACCUGAUAUUGGAACGACAGCUGGAUUUGGUAUGAACGCCACUGGAGGCAAUGCUGCAGCUCUCGGUGAUAUGCAACCGAAAGGAACAAACCUGCCAAUGAUGAGACCAGAUGAUCUUCAAUAUUUUGAUAAGCUAUUACAAGAUGUUGAUGAAGAUGCCCUCCCACUUGAAGAAGCACGUGAACGCAAAAUAAUGACAUUUUUGCUCAAAAUUAAAAACGGUACUCCCCAAUGCCAAAUAUUACCACUUCUGAUGUCCCCAACUUUGGAGGAUCAGGAGCGACAUUUGUUGGUCAAGGUCAUUGAUCGCAUCUUAUAUAAAUUGGAUGAUCUCGUCCGUCCGUAUGUGCACAAAAUUUUGGUGGUUAUUGAACCUCUUCUCAUUGACGAAGAUUAUUAUGCUCGUGUUGAGGGCAGAGAAAUAAUUUCAAAUCUAGCUAAAGCUGCUGGUCUGGCCACUAUGAUCUCUACUAUGCGUCCUGAUAUUGAUAACAUGGAUGAAUACGUGCGUAAUACAACUGCAAGAGCUUUCGCUGUAGUCGCCUCCGCCUUGGGUAUACCAAGUUUAUUACCCUUUUUGAAGGCUGUCUGCAAAUCAAAAAAGUCUUGGCAGGCCAGACAUACUGGAAUAAAAAUUGUUCAGCAAAUAUCAAUUCUUAUGGGGUGUGCGAUAUUGCCUCAUCUACGAUCUUUGGUUGAAAUUAUCGAGCAUGGUUUGGUUGAUGAACAACAAAAAGUCAGAACUAUUACAGCAUUGGCUUUGGCUGCUCUUGCCGAAGCAGCUACUCCUUAUGGCAUAGAAUCCUUUGACUCAGUUUUGGAACCCUUAUGGCGUGGCAUAAGAACUCAUCGAGGUAAAGGUUUAGCUGCAUUCUUAAAAGCUAUUGGCUAUCUUAUCCCUCUUAUGGAUGCGGAAUAUGCUAACUAUUAUACUCGUGAGGUUAUGUUGAUCUUAAUCCGUGAAUUCCAGUCACCUGAUGAAGAAAUGAAGAAAAUUGUCCUUAAAGUUGUCAAACAAUGUUGUGCUACAGAUGGUGUGGAACCUGAUUAUAUCAAGUCAGAAAUCUUACCACCGUUUUUCCGCAGCUUUUGGACGCAGCGUAUGGCUCUUGAUCGUCGUAACUACCGACAGUUGGUCGAUACAACCGUGGAGAUCGCAAACAAGGUUGGUGCUGCUGACAUAAUUUCCAGAAUUGUGGACGAUCUAAAAGAUGAAUCCGAACCCUAUCGUAAAAUGGUGAUGGAGACCAUAGAAAAAGUGAUGUCAGCAUUAGGAAGUACAGAAGUUGAUGCUCGACUUGAAGAACAGUUAAUCGAUGGGAUACUUUAUGCUUUUCAGGAACAAAGUACAGAAGAUGCCGUUAUGUUGACUGGCUUCGGUACCAUUGUACAGUCUCUUGGAAAGCGUGUUAAACCGUACCUACCUCAGAUAUGUGGUACAAUCUUAUGGCGUCUCAAUAACAAAUCGGCUAAAGUUCGUCAACAGGCAGCGGAUCUCAUAAGCCGCAUUGCUGGUGUAAUGAAAGUUUGUCAAGAAGAAAAACUAAUGGGACAUUUGGGUGUUGUUUUGUACGAGUAUCUUGGCGAAGAAUAUCCGGAAGUGCUUGGUAGUAUUUUAGGUGCACUAAAGGCCAUUGUUAACGUUAUUGGCAUGACCAAAAUGACUCCUCCAAUAAAAGAAUUACUUCCUAGGUUAACACCAAUAUUGAAAAACAGACAUGAAAAGGUGGAAGAGAACUGUAUUGAUCUUGUUGGACGAAUAGCAGAUCGUGGUUCAGAGUAUGUCUCUUCCAGAGAGUGGAUGCGUAUAUGUUUCGAGCUUCUGGAAUUGCUAAAAGCACACAAAAAAUCAAUUCGACGAGCAACGGUGAAUACCUUCGGUUACAUUGCCAAGGCGAUCGGUCCACAUGAUGUAUUGGCAACACUGUUGAAUAACCUAAAGGUACAAGAACGUCAAAAUCGUGUCUGUACUACUGUCGCCAUUGCUAUUGUUGCGGAAACGUGUAGCCCAUUUACUGUUUUACCCGGUCUUAUGAACGAAUAUAGAGUCCCAGAACUAAACGUUCAAAAUGGUGUCCUGAAGUCCUUGGCUUUUAUGUUCGAAUAUAUUGGGGAAAUGAGCAAAGACUAUAUAUACGCUGUAACACCUCUAUUAGAAGAUGCCCUAAUGGACCGGGAUCUUGUGCAUAGACAAACUGCAAUGACCGCUGUUGCUCAUAUGGCCUUGGGUGUAUAUGGCUUUGGCUGUGAGGAUGCUCUUCUGCAUCUAUUAAAUAUUGUUUGGCCAAAUGUUUUGGAAACAUCUCCACAUGUUAUACAGGCUUUCAUGUUUUGCAUUGAAGGACUUCGUGUCGCACUUGGCCCUAAUAAAAUACUCCAGUAUUGUCUUCAAGGCUUGUUCCAUCCUGCUCGGAAGGUUAGAGAUAUGAUGUGGAAAGUGUAUAAUACAAUUUAUAUUGGUAAUCAAGAUGGUUUAGUAUAUGGCUUCCCACGUAUUGCUGAUGAACAAAAUCAUACAUAUAUCCGACAUGAAUUAUCUUAUAUUUUGUGA
This is a messenger RNA of Heterobilharzia americana, 3714 nucleotides long. Lineage: Eukaryota; Metazoa; Platyhelminthes; Trematoda; Strigeidida; Schistosomatidae. The record is from the annotation of a GenBank genome assembly.